Messenger RNA from Musa acuminata subsp. malaccensis (wild Malaysian banana), 1226 nucleotides. Its product is annotated as probable NAD(P)H dehydrogenase (quinone) FQR1-like 1. The record is from RefSeq and is a predicted model, not a curated record. Gene Ontology annotation, cellular component: membrane. NCBI's taxonomy places the organism in Eukaryota, Viridiplantae, Streptophyta, Magnoliopsida, Zingiberales, Musaceae. Gene Ontology annotation, molecular function: FMN binding; NAD(P)H dehydrogenase (quinone) activity.
GGUGCGAGGAGCUCCAACACUUCAAGCAAGACGGUGGUUAGAGGACGACCGAAGGAAGCCCGACGCGAUUCGCAUCUCGGAACGCCGCGGGAGGUCGUGGCGGCACCUCCCCCAUGGAAAUCUUGGGGAGUGCUGAGGCAAAUUGGAUCGCUACGGGUCGAAAUCUACAAGAAAAAUAGAAUUCUUGAACUUGGAAAGAAGCAAUUUCGUGUGAUUGGAAGAAGCAAUCAUACAAGAACUGGAGUUCUGCUACUAUUAACGGGAGAUUAGGGACAAAUGGGGAAAGGAGGAGGUUGCUUCCAGAGCAAGAGGCGGCAGCGAGUGCCAGGGAUAGCCUCAGAUAAAGCAACCACCGUUGAGAGCAACGCUCACGUCCCCGCCCAGGAGAAGACCGAAGGCAGUGCAGAGAUCGUCGAACCUGCUGUACCGCCGCUGGCCGUGGAACGCAAGCUCAAGAUCUUCAUCGUGUUCUACUCCAUGUACGGCCACGUUGAGGCCCUCGCAAAGCAGAUUAAGAAGGGGGUGGAUGGCACCGAAGGUGUGGAGGGUGUCCUGUAUCGUGUUGCAGAGACCCUCCCAUCGGACGUCUUGGAGAAGAUGCUUGCUCCUCCCAAGGAUCCAGCAAUUCCAGUGAUAGCUGCCUCAGAGCUGGCCGACGCAGAUGGGAUACUGUUCGGGUUUCCGACGAGGUAUGGGUGCAUGGCGGCUCAGAUCAAGGCAUUCUUUGAUUCUACUGGACAGCUAUGGAGGGAGCAGAAGCUCGCAGGGAAGCCUGCCGGACUCUUCGUGAGCACUGGGACACAAGGAGGAGGGCAAGAAACCACUGCUUGGACUGCAAUCACCCAAUUGGCACAUCAUGGAAUGCUCUUCGUUCCUGUUGGAUACACCUUCGGAGCUGAUAUGUUCAAGAUGGAUGAACUCAGAGGUGGUUCUCCAUAUGGUGCUGGUACUUUUGCUGGAGAUGGCACGAGGAAACCUACCGAAGUGGAGCUCGCUCUUGCUGAGUACCAGGGGAAGUAUAUGGCUUCCAUUGUCAAGAGACUGAAUUAUACAUGAUUUAUCUGCUCAUAAUCUCUACUGGCAGACUGUGAUUCCCAGACCUUUGUCGUCGUGUAUUAUCUGCUUUUUCUUUGUGUUUUCUGAUGUUUUUAUAUUUUGUAUUUGCAUAUUGUUUGUGUCCAAAAAACAGAUUCAUAUGCUCUGUUUAUUAGCUCCAUGUAUUCUGC